UUUAUUGAACGCUUAAUAUUGUAAUCUAAAAGCAAAGUAAAACAUGAACAUGAGCAGCAUGUGAAUCAGGCGCAACUGUAGCCCGACCAAAGGAAACACAAAGUGGACACGAAAUAUAUUCAAGCGAAACGAUAUAAAAGUAAUUUGGCCGGCAAGAAAGUGGCUCAGUUUUACAUGAGCAGCGACGGGCAGAGGAACGCGUUGCGAGGACGAACUGCAACUGGUGAAGAGAGGACGAAGAAGAAGAAGACGACAGGGAUCCGUCGACAUUGUUGGCGUGACUGCGGCGCAUUAAAUCAACGUGUGAAACACAAACCGGAAGUGCAACGACGACGUCGCCCCCAACACCGCCCCUGACACUAACCCUAACCGUAACCCCAACACUGAGCGCAACUGGUGGUCGCAAUGGUGGAUGUCGGUGUCUAUACCUGGGGCGCCAAUUCUCACGGUCAGCUCGGCCUUGGCUACGAAUCGGAGCUGUGCAUGUCGCCACAGCGCCUCGCCAAGUGCUCCUUUCAACCCCACAACAUACGCUGCAUUCGCGGUGGCGGAGGUCAUGUUCUAAUCCUAGACAAUAAUGGGCGUGUCCAUGCCUGCGGCUGGAACAAUCGCGGCCAACUCGGACUCAAUUCGACGGAGGAGUGCCACAAUGAGUUUAGCAUGGUGCCCACUGAAUAUUUUGAGGAAGUGCCUGUGGAGACCAUCAGCUGUGGCUGGGACAUCUCGGGUGCGAUUACGCUGACGAAACGAGUCUUUGUGUGGGGCUCGAAUGCCUUUCAGCAACUUGGCAUUUGCCAGCGUGGUUUUAUGGCGGUGCGUAGUCCGAUGGCGGUGCGUUUGCCACGCGACGAACCAGCGCAAAGGAUUAGCUUUGGUAUGCGCUUCUGCGCUGUGCUCACCCAGGAUCAGAAGAUCUAUGUUUUUGGGCGAUUGCGUGUCAUGGAUCCCGCACCAAUUGAACUGGACAUUACUGCAACGUCCCUGCAUCGCUGCAACGUGAUGAAGAUCCAGGCGCAUAACCCCAAUGAGCUGAGGAUUGCCUCACUGGUUAGCGGACAGAAUCACAUGCUGCUCAAGUGUAUCAACUUGGAGGCGGGCGGCAGCAGACGCAUAAUAGCCUUGGGCGACAACAAGUUUGGUCAGUCGAAUGCAUUUCAGUUUGAGGCAGAUGUGCGUCAACUUGCUGUCGGCUGGACGCACAAUGCGGUCGUUCUAAAAAACAAUGGCAUUCUGCUCUGGGGUCGCAAUUGUUACGGCCAACUUGGCACUGGUGGCUUCACUGAGCAGCACGCAACGCCCCAGCCACUCCAGCUCGAACUGGAGGAGGGAGAGGCGCCGGCACAUUUACAUAUGGGCGCCGAGCAUGGGCUGCUGCGCACAUCAGCUGGUCAAAUAUAUACCUGGGGCUGGAAUGAACAUGGCAACUGUGGCAAUAACGCAACUGAGAAUUUAUGCCAACCAACGCUGUUGAAGCUACCAGGAUUUGCCAAAUUAGCCGGAACUGGUGCUGGAUUUUGCUAUGCCAUUGUGGAAGCUGUUGAGGAGCAUGUCGAUAAAACAACAAUGCCUUAAAAAAGCAAAAUAUUAUCCACCCCUAGUCACUUUUUCAUGAGUUUGUCGCCUAUCUUUUGUUGUUGUUAUAAUUGUGAAAGAAAAAAAAA
Drosophila grimshawi is the source of this 1661-nucleotide messenger RNA. Its product is annotated as secretion-regulating guanine nucleotide exchange factor. NCBI's taxonomy places the organism in Eukaryota, Metazoa, Arthropoda, Insecta, Diptera, Drosophilidae. The record is from RefSeq and is a predicted model, not a curated record. The transcript is spliced from 4 exons. Bases 406 to 1572 code for a protein of 388 amino acids.